AUGGAAGCCUGCCACCUGGAAGAAAAAACACAGUGGGAACACCCUAAGUCGGGGAAGAGGAAACGUGUUGCAGGAGGUCUGCCAUAUGGAUGGGAGCAGGAGACUGAUGAAAAUGGACAAGUCUAUUUUGUAGACCACAUAAACAAAAGGACUACCUACCUUGACCCAAGACUGGCCUUUACAGUUGAAGAUAAUCCAGUAAAACCUACUACUAGACAAAAAUAUGAUGGAAACAGUACUGCAAUGGAAAUACUCCAGGGUCGUGACUUGAGUGGAAAAGUGGUUAUAAUCACGGGAGCAAAUUCAGGAAUAGGUUUUGAAACUGCAAAGUCUCUUGCACUGCAUGGGGCAUACGUUAUCCUGGCCUGCAGAAAUACGUCAAGAGGUAAUGAUGCUGUACAACGCAUUCUUGCGGAAUGGCAUAAAGCCAAGGUAGAAGCAAUGACCUUAGACCUUGCUUCUCUUCAGAGUGUGCAGCACUUUGCUGAAGCAUUCAAAUCCAAGAAUGUGCCUCUUCACAUCCUUAUCUGCAAUGCUGCUGUGUUUGGUGCUCCCUGGUGCUUGACAGAAGAUGACCUGGAGUCCACCUUCCAGGUGAACCACUUGGGACAUUUCUAUCUCGUCCAGCUUCUGGAAGACAUUUUACGUCGGUCUUCUCCUGCUAGGGUGGUGAUGGUGUCCUCCGAGUCACACAGAUUCACAGAAAUUAAAGACUCCUCUGGAAAACUUGAUUUCAAUCUGCUUUCUCCAUCUAAGAAGGAGUAUUGGGCUAUGUUGGCCUACAAUCGUUCCAAGCUUUGCAAUAUACUGUUCUCCAAUGAACUGAACCGACGCCUUUCUCCCCAUGGGGUGACGUCUAAUUCAGUCCAUCCUGGAAAUAUGAUUUACUCCUCCAUUCAUCGUAACUGGUGGGUGUAUACCCUGCUGUUUACCUUGGCUCGACCUUUCACCAAAUCCAUG
Messenger RNA from Balearica regulorum gibbericeps (East African grey crowned-crane), 960 nucleotides. NCBI's taxonomy places the organism in Eukaryota, Metazoa, Chordata, Aves, Gruiformes, Gruidae. The record is from RefSeq and is a predicted model, not a curated record.